Molecule: messenger RNA, 1386 nt
Organism: Rubroshorea leprosula
Lineage: Eukaryota; Viridiplantae; Streptophyta; Magnoliopsida; Malvales; Dipterocarpaceae
Source: the annotation of a GenBank genome assembly
GGAGAAAGUGGAAGGCCGGAACUGUAAGCAGCAGGAGAAGGGGGUUUUGAUCGGAGCAAGCAGCGACCAUUUCGGGAAGAAGAAGAUGUGGAUGGGGGGUUUCGUGAGGAAGAACAUGGAGAGUAGCGUUGCCUUGGGGAGUAUUUUCUCCCGGUACAUGUCGAGGAGUCGAGCGGUAAACGUGAGGAAAAUCAACCCGAAGGUACCCAUCGAAGAAGCCAAAUCCAUCGCCCAUUCUCUCUACGAUAUAAUAAGGCAACACGGCCCCCUCAGCAUCUCCAAUACUUGGAUCCAAGCCAAGGAAGCUGGUAUUAGUGGAUUAAACAGCAAAACACACAUGAAGAUAAUGCUAAAAUGGAUGAGGGGAAGAAAAAUGCUAAAGUUGUUGUGCAAUCACGUUGGUAACAACAAGAAAUUUUUACACUAUUAUUAUUUCCAUGCCAGACAUGAAAUUGCUGGAAUUGUGAAAGAGGUUGGUUCCAAUGUUCACCGCUUCAAAGUUGGUGAUCAUGUUGGAGUGGGAACUUAUGUCAACUCCUGCAGAGAUUGUGAAUCUUGUAAUGAGAGUCUAGAAAAUUAUUGCUUAAAAGGGUCAGUUUUCACCUUUAAUGCUAUUGACGCAGAUGGUACCAUCACUAAAGGUGGAUAUUCUAGUCAUAUAGUUGUCCAUGAAAGGUAAACUAUUUUGCACUUUCACUGGUAUCCCCAUUUUUGGUGGUAUUGAUUUAGAUAUUGUUUUUGUGUUUUAUGUUCUUUGCCCUGCAACUGUUUCUUAUUUUCUAUAGGAAAUGACUUUACUGGUAAUUUAGAUUUGUGAUUAUUUUGGAAAAGACUUCAAGAAGCUGUUUCUCACAAAUCAAAUCUGUAUAAUUUCACAGCAUAAUUGCUUGAUAUGUAGUCUCUAACAGUUCAAGUGAUCUAAUUGCACACCAUAGUGGUCUAUUUUGGUUUGUUUUCACUUUGCAGUUGAUCAUUUAUCAUUCAUGGAGUCUUUAUGUUGUGGAUAAAAGGCUUCUUGUGGGUUGAAUUGCUACACAUGAGAUGCAAUGAAGCAAAAUAGUUAUUAGGAUACUACUUCCCAUUUUUUUGGUUUCAAUCUAUAGCUAUAUAACUUUCACCAGGAAAAAGUAGUAGUUGUUUUUUUUUUUUUUUCCUCGAAUAACCGUUCAAUGUAGAAGCACUCAGCAGAGAGCCUUUUGUGGCUCUGGCAUCAUCAACUAAUUGUUGAAGCUUACUAAAUUUAUAGUUACGGUGACUUUUUAACAACAUGCUGAAAAAAUAUCGAAGGAAGACAGCAUAAAACAAUUUGAUAUUUGAGUUAGUUAUCUGUCUUUUUAUUUUCUUGUCUACAUAUGCUUCAGUAAUUGAGACAAAUUAUUGUCCAGA